AUGCCGCGCAGUAUGCUGCUGUCAAACCUAGCUAAGGAGGCCUCUAGGAAGAAGGAAGAGUUCAAGGACCGUGCACUUAGCACGUUGCAGGAUGGCUAUAACACAGAGCAGAUGGCCGACGUUAUACACUUCUGCUGGGAGGGAUGGGAGGCUGCUGCUGAUGAUCCUAAGCGCCACACGAUGCUGCUCAGAGGGGAGAAUAUUCGUGCAGCUCAAUUACCCGAUCUCUUCGGCAUGGAGCUAGAGCACGAAGGGCCCAUGGCCUGUCCUAUGAUAUUCAUGAACAAUGGAAAGACAAAUCAACUGAACCGACUUGAGUACGGCAUUGCGGCACGCUAUCGCCAUGUGCAACGCUGCCCGAUGGGGCACCUGGCUUUUUACCUCUUCUUCCGAUGGAACAUCCUCCGAGAGGAACAUCCAACAUUCAGCAAGCGCGAGCAGUGGUACGGAAUACAUAUGCUUAGUGGUGUUGAUCGUUUGACAGUAGGGGAAGGUGGCUGA
Molecule: messenger RNA, 501 nt
Organism: Aspergillus clavatus NRRL 1
Lineage: Eukaryota; Fungi; Ascomycota; Eurotiomycetes; Eurotiales; Aspergillaceae
Exons: 3
Coding region: 1-501 (166 amino acids)
Molecular function (GO): DNA binding
Source: RefSeq, a predicted model, not a curated record